Molecule: messenger RNA, 1799 nt
Organism: Colletotrichum phormii
Lineage: Eukaryota; Fungi; Ascomycota; Sordariomycetes; Glomerellales; Glomerellaceae
Exons: 3
Coding region: 140-1672 (510 amino acids)
Source: RefSeq, a predicted model, not a curated record
GUCUGGAACCCUCUUGAUGCGACAAACGCGGAGAGGAGAGCGAUGCCUCCAAUCAGGGUCGUAAUUGCGUGCUCUGCCUGCAACGUCGCGCAGCACCCGGCCACGUGGGAGUGAUGUUUCCCAUAAAUUCCUCCCGGCAAUGUUCUGCAAGUUUCGAAACUCUUCACUACGGAGCUUCUUGUUUCGGCAAUUCUUAUUGACAACAUACUUCUGUCAGCGAGUCAGCAAUCCAAGUUGCCAUAUUCAGAGCAUUGUCACCACUGCAAAGGCCAGGCUCUGCUCAAGAUGGCGGAGAAAAGCUGACAGUGUAUCUGAUGCGGCGCAGCCCUUCGAGCAUUCAGAAAGAGUCGAGGGAAAAUGGUACCGCACACCCUUCUACAAUGCCACGAUUCUUGGCAUGUGUAGUUUUGCAGCUCCCGGCCUUUGGGGUGCGAUGAACUCUUUGGGUGCUGGCGGUGCUCAGGAGCCGUACCUUGUUAAUACCGGAAACGCGCUCACUUUCUGCCUUAUGAUCAUCUCAUGCUGGCUUACAAGCUCUGUUGUCAAAUAUGUUGGCAUCAAGGGUGCCUUGGUUAUUGGCACAAUCGGUUUUGCUCCCUACAGCGCCGGGCUGUACCUGAAUAACCGUUACGGUGUCGAGUGGCUCGUUAUCGUCGGUGCUGCCUUCUGCGGCGUCUCUGCUGGUAUCUUCUGGGGCUCCGAAGCUGCUAUUGCCAUUGCCUAUCCUGAGCCUCAUAACAGAGGGCGGAUGAUUGCUUACUGGCUCACUUGGACUCGAGUUGGGCAAAUCCUCGGCGGCGUUAUCAACCUUGGUCUGAAUGCUGAUCGCAGUGGAGCUGAUAAGGUAUCGUACAAAGUUUACCUCAUCUUCAUUGCCCUGCAAGCUUGCGGGCCUUUUGUUGCAAUGCUUUUGAACAAGCCAGAAAAGGUCCAACGAGCCGACGGGAAGCCAGUCCAGCUGACCAUUGCCGACAACCCAUGGCAAGAAAUCAAGGCUACAACGAAGACGUUACUCACUCCCAAGUUCCUGCUUCUCGUCUUGUGGAUUGGCCAGGGCGUGUAUUCUGAAUCCAUCUUCUUCACAUACAUCGCUCUUUGGUUCUCUGUCCGAGCUCGUGCCCUAGGAUCACUUCUCUCUGGCAUCGUUGCAGUUAUCGCUGGUAACCUCCUCGGGUUAUGGCUCGAUCAGAACCCGAUCGCUCUGAAGAAGAGGGCUCGCUGGGCCUUUGCGGUUAUUAUGACUCUCCAGGGUGCCUGGUGGCUAUGGCUGACUAUCAACGUCACCGAGUACCGUCGGACUCAGCCCACGCUCGACUGGAGUGACCCGGGAUUCGGCAGAGGCUUCGGCGUCUUCAUCUUCUUGGUCGCUGGCUUCCAACUGAACUACAACUUUGCAUUCUUCAUCAUUGGACAAAUUUCAGAAAGCCCCCAUGAGACCAUUCGUCUGUCAGCACUCCUACGAGGAACGGAGUCAGCAUGGCAAGCUCUUAGUUAUGGACUCAACGCAAUCCCGAUCUUCGCCUUAUUCGGCGGGCCUUAUAUCAACUUUGGACUGUGGUUUCUCUCGAUAUACCCGGCUUGGCUGGUUGUCAGACACUUCGGCAAUGAUGCGAAGAAAACUGAUACAGAGACAGUCGCUCAAUCGGAGGCAGUUCACGAAAUCAAAAGUUGAAGGAAAAGCCGGACCAUCCUGAGCAACGAUUCAAGUCGGAAUGUAUCAUGAGGUACUGAUCUAGAUCUUGAACCAGUCCUCCGGCUAUUGUUCAAAUAGACAUAGUAAUACAUCACAUGAAAUGCCC